Messenger RNA from Scleropages formosus (Asian bonytongue), 2318 nucleotides. It is a transcript of the gene ubxn4, whose product is annotated as UBX domain protein 4. Gene Ontology annotation, cellular component: endoplasmic reticulum. Gene Ontology annotation, biological process: ERAD pathway. The transcript has 13 exons. The record is from RefSeq and is a predicted model, not a curated record. Lineage: Eukaryota; Metazoa; Chordata; Actinopteri; Osteoglossiformes; Osteoglossidae. Gene Ontology annotation, molecular function: protein binding. Bases 129 to 1694 code for a protein of 521 amino acids.
UACGUUUCACGUGUGACGCAGACGUCGCAGUGUAACGUCGCUCGGUUGGACUGAAGGUUCCAGUGAGCUGGCUAACACUGAUGUGACCAAAACGGAGCGGAACCUUGAACUCGUCUAAUUUCUUCAAAAUGCGCUGGUUUGAGGGAUCUAUCCCUGCGGCCAUCGUCUCAGCCAAACAGCAGAACUCCAUAUUUCUCGUCGUCAUAACAGGAGAUGAUGAGCAGUCGUCCCACUUGAUGUCCAGCUGGGAGGACCAGAGGGUGUCUGACGCUACCAGCAACUGCUUUGUUGCUAUAAAAAUAGAUGCCAAGAGUGAAACCUGUGUUCAGUUUUCCCAGAUAUAUCCAGUCGUGUGUAUCCCAUCCAGUUUCUUCAUUGGAGAGAAUGGAAUUCCACUGGAGGUGAUCGCUGGCAGUGUCUCUGCUGAGGAGCUUGUGAAGCGGAUUGCCAAAGUAAAACAGAUGCAUGCUCAUCAGAUGGGUGCACCAGAGGGUGCUCGGGGCGAGAACGGGUCAGCGUCAGGCAUAGCCUCGCCUCAGCCUGCUCAAAAGGCCACACCCCCUCAGGAGGUCACACCCAGUCACGUGCCACUCAGUACUACAGCUGAGGAAAGCUCUGCCACUCCAGCUGUUUCAAAAGAGUCACUGUCAAGGCCAGCAGAGGAUGGAAGCCCCUCUGGCUAUGUGACCCCGGCCGAGGACCAGAGCCUAUCUUCAGAUGACGUAUCACUGAGCUCCCAGUCAGAUGAGGGCCUGAAUGCAAAGGUGGAGAGGUUAACAAAGAAACUGGAGGAACGGCGGGAACAGAGAAGAAAAGGAGACGAGGAGAAUGAGAUAAAGAAGGAGGUGGAGCGGAGAAAGCUGGGCAAGGAGAUGCUGGAAUACAAGAGGAGGCAGGAGGGGGAAAGGACCAAGCGCAUGCUGGAAGAGAGGAACCGAGAGAAGGCAGAGGAGCGUGCAGCCAGGGAACGCAUCAAGCAACAAAUAGCUCUGGACCGGGCCGAUCGGGCAGCUCGCUACGCCAAAAACAUGGAGGAGGUGGAGGCAGCUAAGGUGGGAGUGCUGCAGGCCAGGAGGAUGGAGCUUGAGGCAAAAAAGGAGGCAUCACAGAGGGACAGGAGCACAGUGGCCAGGAUACAGUUCCGCCUCCCAGAUGGCUCCUUCUUCACCAACCAGUUCCCUUCUGAAACAAAGCUGUAUGAGGCCAGACAGUUUGCAGCCCAGGAAGUUGGAAAUAGGUACGGCAAUUUCUCCUUGGCCACCAUGUUCCCCAGGAGGGAGUUCUCGGGGGAGGACCUGGGCAAGACCCUUCUGGAGCUUGAGUUGGCUCCUAGUGCUUCCAUUGUGCUGCUUCCUCAGACAGGCCGGCCCACCAACACAGUGGUACAGUCCUCGGGAGAUGGAUUCUGGGCAGUGUUGAGCACUAUCUUCUACCCCCUCCUGGCUGUGUGGAGGUUCAUCAGCAGCUUCCUGUUCUCCACCACACCACCACCUAGCACUGCCUCCAGGAGUGCAACCCCACGCCCUGCCUCUGCUUCUACUGGUGAAUCAAAGAGAGAAUCAAUUCGUAAACGAGUUCUGGAAAAACGAGCAGAGGAUUUCAAAAAGGAUGGUAACAUCUACAGACUAAGGACUCAAGAAGACAGCGAGGAUGACAACAACACUUGGAACGGAAAUUCAACUCAGCAGAUGUAGUCUGCUGCCUUCCACUGCUGUGCAAUAACCUUUCUUCUCCUUUCUCUUUCGUCAUCUUAUUGGUGGAUUCCACUGAUUGGCGACUACAAGCCCGCCUCUGCUCGUUCCCUGCAUGGGUAAACGUAAUCAAAUUUUGUCCCUCCGGCUUAAACAGCAAAUCCAUAUUUCUCCAUCGUUUGAUGUUUGUCGGACUGAGUCCCUUCUGGCCGGCUUAAGUGUCACCACUGGGUAUCUGGAAACUGGUGUUGGGUGUAACUGCCGAUCAAAGUGCUCGACUGGCCACAUGACCCCAUUAACAUGUUACAAGAACAUGGUUUGUAGUUCAGCCUGAGAAUGUUUUAUUUAAUAAAGUAACAGGAAAACUUAAAAGAUUGGAAAGGCUCACAGUUUGUUUUAUAUUGAGGUUUUGUUCCCCUGAUAUGUACAGUCUGCCUUGGCAGCAUAAUGUAUUUCUUCUAGUUGACAAUAAGAAUACUUUGCAGCACUCAUUUAAUAACAAGAAUAAAAUGUUUUUCAACAAGUGACUAUGAGCUGACAUCCUCUCUUUCUUUAACAUCCGAGGACUGAAAAGUUGAGACUACCUGUCAUUGCGCAUCUGAAGAUCCCUUGGGAUUGGGCACCUUC